AUGCCUUCAACUGAAGGAGACUUAGAUCUUAGGCAAUCUUCUCAUUCUUCUGCUUUCACAACCGGAGAAAACGCAUUCGCAGAUGUAGGGAAUUUGGAACACUGUGCGAAGUAUUUGAACCAAUCGCUCGUCACAUUUGGUUUUCCUGCUUCGCUCGAUCUUUUCGCAAACGAUCCUGUUUCUAUAGCGAGGACUUGCAAUUGUAUAUACUUUUUGCUUCAGCAGAGACAGCGCGAUGUCGAAUUUAGAGAGUCCGCGAAUGAACAAAGGCAACGAUUGUUAUCUGAUAUAUCGAGAUUUGAGGCGAAAGUUGAGAGGCUUGAAGGGCAAAUACAAGUGAAAGACAGAGAGAUAGCGACAUUAACUAGGAAGGAAGCUAAAAAUACUGCAGCUCUUAAGGCCACAAUUGAUAAGCUGCAACAGGAGAGGGAUGAAUUUCAGAGGAUGGUUAUUGGUAAUCAGCAAGUAAGGACUCAACAAGUACAUGAGAUGAAGAAGAAGGAAAAGGAAUACAUAAAGUUGCAGGAGAGACUAAACCAAGUGUUGAUGGAGAAGAAGAAAGAAUCUAGGUCGGGUAUGGAGAUAAUGAAUUUGCUUCAGAAGGAAGGGAGGCCACGUGGGACUUGGAAUGGGAAGAAAACAGACAAUGAUUUUUAUAAAAAGAUUGUGGAUGCUUAUGAGGUGAAAAAUCAAGAACUGAUAGCAGAAAAUGCUGAUUUAAGAGCAUUAUUGAGAUCAAUGCAGGUGGAUAUGCGUGAUUUCUUAAAUGCUCCUAAUGGACUACCAAAUCAAUCUCCCACUCCAAAUGAAAGAGCUGAAAGUAAUCAUUCGCAAUCUCCGCUGGUUGGGAGAACGGACGUAUUUGAUCUUCCUUUUCACAUGGCCAGAGAUCAAAUUGAAGAGAGUCUUAGAACCAAGAUGGCUUCUAUAAAGGAGCGCAUGGUCCAAUUGCAAGAUGCUCAGAAAGAGGCAGACGUCACUUCGGAAGCUACCGAGAGGGAACUUGAGCUUGAAGCUCAACUUGUCGAAGCAAGGAGCAUUAUACAAGAGCAGGAAUCUAUAAUGGCUAAACAUCUUUCAAAGUCUGACAGACCAAGGGAAUCGGCACCGGCUGAGGGGAGUAUGUAA
Molecule: messenger RNA, 1128 nt
Organism: Vicia faba (fava bean)
Lineage: Eukaryota; Viridiplantae; Streptophyta; Magnoliopsida; Fabales; Fabaceae
Source: the annotation of a GenBank genome assembly